This is a messenger RNA of Andrographis paniculata, 960 nucleotides long. RefSeq lists its product as uncharacterized. NCBI's taxonomy places the organism in Eukaryota, Viridiplantae, Streptophyta, Magnoliopsida, Lamiales, Acanthaceae. Gene Ontology annotation, molecular function: oxidoreductase activity, acting on the CH-CH group of donors. The record is from RefSeq and is a predicted model, not a curated record. Gene Ontology annotation, biological process: lipid metabolic process. The coding region runs from base 74 to 862 and encodes 262 amino acids. The transcript is spliced from 2 exons.
AGCGAUAAGGCUGGGAGACAGGAGGUAAAUCUGAAAUUAAGAACAAUAUAAUAGGUAGGAUCUAUCGAAGAAUAUGGUGCUGGAGAGGUUCUUACACGAGGAGCCUUCGUCGCCGUACGUACGAAGUUUCUACGCGGCGUCGUUUCUAGGCAUCGUCGCCCUCGGCGUCUCCGAAUUUGGCGGGAAGAAUCUCCAGUACUCUAAAUUCUGGAACUCCUCCAAAUCGGGCCGGAGUCCGACCCUGAUUGGGAGCCGAACAGGUAUGCUGAUUUGCUACACGCCGGCGCUGAUUGCGGCGGUUCUUUCGUUCUGGUUGGAUCCGGAAACCCGGACCCGGUCUCUGCUGCUCAAAUCGGCUCUCACCCUUCAUUUCCUCAAAAGGAUUUUCGAGGUUUUAUUCAUCCACAAUUAUAGCGCUUUCAUGGUUCUCGACACUGUUUUUAUCAUCUCGACUAGUUACAUCUCUAUAGUCGGGAGCCUUAUAUACUUUCAAUAUCGAGUUCGUAAAUUUCCCGAGCCGUUGAUUGAUUUAAAAUAUGUCGGUUUGCUGGUGUUUAUCAUAGGAAGUUCCGGAAAUUUUUACCAUCAUUAUCUUCUCUCUAAGCUACGGAAAAAAGGCGAAAAGGGCUAUAAGAUUCCGAAGGGCGGUCUCUUUAAUUUGGUUAUUUGCCCUCAUUAUCUUUUUGAGAUAGUGAGUUUUUUAGGAUUCGCAUUGAUCGCUCAAACAGUGCAUGGAUAUUUGAGCGCACUCGGAUCUGCUGUAUAUCUAUUUGGAAGAAGUUAUUCCACCCGAAAUUGGUAUAUUUCCAAAUUUGAAGAUUUUCCGAAGAAUGUGAAGGCGAUAAUUCCUUAUGUCUUCUAGAUUAUUGUUGUAAUACAACUUAGUGUCCUAAGAGUUUUUUUUUUUUUUUCUUUCUAAUCUAUUAAUAAAGUUGGAUACUUAAUGUUUAAUGUUUCAAU